Molecule: messenger RNA, 2278 nt
Organism: Scomber scombrus (Atlantic mackerel)
Lineage: Eukaryota; Metazoa; Chordata; Actinopteri; Scombriformes; Scombridae
Gene: esr2b
Product: estrogen receptor 2b
Exons: 9
Coding region: 73-1995 (640 amino acids)
Biological process (GO): cellular response to estradiol stimulus; regulation of DNA-templated transcription; estrogen receptor signaling pathway
Cellular component (GO): nucleus
Molecular function (GO): sequence-specific DNA binding; nuclear receptor activity; nuclear estrogen receptor activity
Source: RefSeq, a predicted model, not a curated record
GAAUUGUGCACAGUAAAAUAUGCAUUAAAAGGACAGCUGGAUCAUCAUACUCACCCCCAGUGUCGCCAUCAUAUGGCAGAUUGCCUCAUGAUGGCGUCCUCUCCCGGGCUGGACGUUGACCCGUUACCAAUGCUUCAGCUCCAGGAGGUGGACUCCAGCAAAAUCUCAGAGAAGCUGAGCUCCCCAGGACUGAUGCCCGGCAUGUACAGCCCUCCUCUGGGCAUGGACAACCACACUGUCUGCAUUCCCUCUCCGUACACGGACAGUAGUCACGAGUACAACCACGGACAUGGACCUGUGACCUUCUAUAGCCCGUCAGUGCUGAGCUAUGCCCGGCCGUCCAUCAAUGACAGUCCUUCAUCUCUGUGCCCGCCCCUCAGCCCGUCGGCCUUGUGGCCAUCACACAACCACCCCAACUUGCCCUCGUUGCCCCUGCGCUGCCCUCAGCCUCUCGUCUACAGCGAACCCAACCCACAUACAGCCUGGCUGGAGCCGAAAGCCCACAGCAUCAACACCAGCAGUUCCAUCAUCAACUGUAACAAGCUGAUGGGGAAGAGAUCAGAGGAAGGAUUGGAAGGCGUUAACUCUUCAUCCGCCGUGGGGAAAGCUGACAUGCACUUCUGCGCUGUGUGCCAAGACUACGCCUCCGGGUAUCACUACGGCGUGUGGUCCUGUGAAGGAUGCAAGGCUUUUUUCAAGAGGAGUAUCCAAGGACACAAUGACUACAUCUGCCCCGCCACAAACCAGUGCACUAUCGACAAGAACCGGCGUAAAAGCUGCCAGGCCUGUCGCCUACGUAAAUGCUACGAAGUGGGAAUGAUGAAGUGUGGUGUGAGGCGUGAACGCUGCAGCUACCGAGGAGCCCGACACCGCCGUGGUGGGAUUCGUUCCCGGGAUCAAACAGGCAGGGGUUUGGUCAGGGUGGGGCAGCGGCAUAUCCACCUGGAGGCACCGCUCAACCCGCUCCAUCACGGCAACCAAGCGCACCACUCAGUCAUGAGCCCGGAGGAGUUCAUCUCCCGCAUCAUGGAGGCCGAGCCUCCGGAGAUUUACCUCAUGGAAGAUCUGAAGAAGCCGUUCACUGAAGCCACCAUGAUGAUGUCACUCACCAACCUGGCUGACAAGGAGCUCGUCCUCAUGAUCAGCUGGGCCAAAAAGAUUCCAGGCUUUAUAGAGCUCAGUCUAGCGGAUCAGAUCCACCUGCUGAAGUGCUGCUGGCUGGAGAUCCUGAUGCUGGGCCUGAUGUGGAGGUCUGUGGAUCAUCCUGGAAAACUCAUCUUCUCUCCAGACUUCAAACUCAACAGGGAGGAGGGACAGUGCGUGGAGGGCAUCAUGGAGAUUUUCGACAUGCUGCUGGCAGCCACGUCUCGGUUCCGCGAGCUGAAGCUGCAGAGAGAGGAGUACGUCUGUCUCAAGGCCAUGAUCCUCCUCAACUCCAAUUUGUGUACGAGCUCCCCGCAGACAGCCGAGGAGCUGGAGAGCAGGAACAAGCUGCUGCGUCUGCUGGACUCGGUGAUCGACGCUCUGGUCUGGGUGAUUUCCAAAAUGGGCCUGUCGACCCAGCAGCAGACUCUGCGCCUCGGACAUCUCACCAUGCUGCUCUCCCACAUCCGCCACGUCAGUAACAAAGGCAUGGACCAUCUGUCCACCAUGAAGAGGAAGAACAGGGUUCUGGUGUACGAUCUCCUCCUGGAGAUGCUGGACGCCAACACAUCCGGCGGCAGCAGCAGCAGCAGUCAGAUGUCUGCGUCCUCGCCAGACUCUGACUCUUUCUGCGAGCAGCAGCAGUACGUCCAACCCCCCCCACACAUGCACCACGGCACAGACCAGACCACCGCAGAGCCUCCAUUCGGACCAGCUGAGGCUCUGAUCCUGGACAGACACCUGAAGGCUUCGCCCCUCCAGUCCUCACCUCCGCCUCUGAGUUUAAUGGUGGAUCACAUGACUGCAGAGGGAAAUGAUUACAUCCAUACGGAGACGUGGUCACUGGAAUAGAGAGACGCUCGUCUUUCAGAGGACAACGACAAACGACAUCAUCGCUGAUCGAGUUAUGAUUGAAAAACCUGAAAGCCUUAGAAGAGGGGGGGUGGGGGGGGUGAUGACCGGACUAUAAAGGGACUGAACGCUUAAAACUUUUUUUGGGGAAGGCACCCCCAAAAAAAACAAAAACAAAAAAAAAAACAUAGAAAGUGCUGUUGUGAGGUAAAAGUUUUUUUUCUCUUGUUAAGAUGUUUUUAGUCUUUAACAAAAAAAACCCAAAACAAAACAAAAAAAAGAA